AUGAGCCAAUCAGAAGCUCAACAUCUCCACGUGUCACUUAUUCAUUCAGUAUCUGUCAUCAAGAAAGAGAAAAUCGGUGUGGAUAGCAGAACAGGAGGAACACAAAAACCUUCGCAACAAAACUCGGACUCGAGAGACAGGACUUGUUUCUGCGGCCAAAUGGCGACGGCUUAUUCGGCGGCAGCUUCCACUUCCAUGGCGGCAACUGCUGUCUUGAUACCCCGUCUCGCAACUACCACCCACUGCUCUGCUUUACCGUACCUACCACCGCGCUUGUCCUCUUUGGCUUUUUCCACUUCCUUCAAAAAGUUUUCAGAGUCCCAGAGGUCUUCUUUGCUCCAGGUGAAAGCCACUUCGUCAGAAGAGACAUCCACUCCUAUUGAUACUGAUGAGUUGUUCAACGAUAUAAAGGAGAAGUGGGAUGCAGUUGAAAACAAGUCUACAGUACUUCUCUAUGGAGGUGGAGCGAUUGUUGCAGUUUGGCUAUCUUCCAUUGUUAUUGGUGCAGUGAACUCAGUCCCUUUGCUUCCAAAGAUCCUGGAGUUGGUAGGGCUUGGAUAUACUGGAUGGUUUGUCUACCGAUACCUUCUCUUCAAGUCAAGUAGAAAAGAACUGGCCACGGACGUUGAAGCUUUAAAGAAGAAGAUCACAGGAACUGAAUAA
Molecule: messenger RNA, 663 nt
Organism: Ilex paraguariensis (yerba mate)
Lineage: Eukaryota; Viridiplantae; Streptophyta; Magnoliopsida; Aquifoliales; Aquifoliaceae
Source: the annotation of a GenBank genome assembly